This is a messenger RNA of Juglans microcarpa x Juglans regia, 1124 nucleotides long. RefSeq names its product LIM domain-containing protein WLIM1-like. Gene Ontology annotation, biological process: actin filament bundle assembly. The record is from RefSeq and is a predicted model, not a curated record. The transcript is spliced from 5 exons. Bases 345 to 932 code for a protein of 195 amino acids. Gene Ontology annotation, molecular function: actin filament binding. Lineage: Eukaryota; Viridiplantae; Streptophyta; Magnoliopsida; Fagales; Juglandaceae. Gene Ontology annotation, cellular component: actin cytoskeleton; plasma membrane.
GUUUGGUACCGAGUUACUUUAAUUUCGGACAACAUGAUUGCUAAAGGCCAUUCUCCCAUCAAAUGAGUCUAUAAAUUUGGUUUCAUAUCACCCGCAAUUCACUGCAACCCACAAUUCUCUCUCUCACUGCUUUUCAUCUCAUUCUCCGGUUGUCUUCCUAGAUCUCUAGCUAUUGAUAAAGAGGAAUACGGAGAGAGAGAGAGAGAGACACAGAAAUAAAGCAAGCAGCCAAAUAACAAAAUAGGAAGAUAAAAUAGGAGCAAAAAUAUAAAAAGGCUACUGUUCUUGCUAGUCCUCCCUGAGCUAUAGUUGGUGACUGUGUUGGGGUUGGAUAGGAAGCUGCAAUGGCCACCUUUGCGGGAACCACACAGAAGUGCACCGCCUGCGACAAGACCGUGUAUUUGGUCGAUAAGUUAGCUGCAGAUAACCGUGUGUACCACAAAGCCUGCUUCCGAUGUCAUCAUUGCAGGGGCACCCUUAAGCUCAGCAACUAUUGUUCUUUCGAGGGGGUCCUGUACUGCAGGCCUCAUUAUGAUCAACUCUUCAAGCGAACAGGCAGCCUGGACAAGAGCUUCGAGGGAACACCCAAAAUCUUGAAACCAGAAAAACAUCUCGACGAGAAUGCUAAGGCAGUCUCCAACAUGUUUGCUGGCACCAGAGAGAAAUGUGUGGGGUGCAACAAGACCGUUUACCCGAUUGAGAAGGUAUCGGUUAAUGGGACCCCAUACCAUAGGAGCUGCUUCAAAUGCACGCAUGGAGGUUGCACCAUAAGCCCAUCUAACUACAUUGCUCAUGAAGGAAAGCUCUAUUGCAAACACCACCACAUCCAACUCUUCAAGGAGAAAGGGAACUACAGCCAGCUUGAGAGCGACCGUGAAAAUAAUCCGAUGACCGAGAGCGCCUCUGCCAUGGAAAUUGCUGCUGAAUCAUAAACCCAACUUCAACGAAUUCUCACGUAGCACCCACCCUUUAUGGUUUAUAAUUCUGUCUUGUUUGUAAAAUAAUGUCCAAUUUAAGAACUUUGUUAUAGAAGUUGUGGGUAUUCGGAUGUACCGUUGGAGAUUUGUUUCUGUACGAUCACGUGAUUUCUCUCAUAUAACGUGCCGUUUGGUGACUUUGUUUCC